AUGGCCCUCCACAUGAGCACGAUUCUCUCAAAAAGCUCUUCGGAGAUCCUCUCACAUCUCUCCCGCAUCCGCUCGUCUUUCUCCUCCCAGAUCACGUUCUUCGCGCUCUCGGUUUCCUCUUCUCACGAUGCGUCAGAGGUCUCUUCCCUGGUAUCGCACUUGACUUCGCUCACGGAGCAGUCUGUUGGAUGUCUCUCAUCUCAGUUAGACAAUGGAAUGCUGUCAAGGGAAGGCGCAUUCAGUUGCUCUGUGGCGGUAUUCGACAAGAGCAGUGCUACCCCUUUUCGGAGUACUGUCCCCGGCAGGCAGGCCGCACAGGUCGGACGAUGGCAUUCGAACAGGAGAAGCGACGAUAAUGGACGCGCGGAUGCUCCCAGUCACAGGAAUGGCCUUCACUGGGACGAUGUCUGGGCCAAGAAUAGCCGUGAAUAUGCUCUUCCGCCCGAGAUUCAGUCUUUGCAACGCGAUGAUCUAGACACUGUAAUUUACUUGUCCGAUGGGUCCCCGGAAGGUCUGUCAAACGCGCUUCAUACUUUACCGGUCGCGACCAGCAUCGGUAUGAUUGGCGCAUCGACCCCGUUCAUCACCGGAAGACCGUACACACUGUUCCGGGGAAACUCCAUCUACUCUUCUGGUGCUGUCGGACUGUGCUUGUCAUCCCCGUCACCAUCGCGUUCCCAUCUUGCCUUCCCCGGACUGCAAGCGCUGACACCGCCUAUGAUUGUGACAGAAUCUGAGGGGAACCUCAUACAUUCCCUGGAUAACACUAAUCCGACCCGGUUGCUUCUCGCAGCAAUUGAGCGCGCUCAAAAUGGGCUUGAAGAACAAGAAGCAAGCACUAAGGCCGAGUGGAUCUCUAAGGAGGACCAGUUCUAUGUAGCCACGUUGUCAGCUUUGAGCAAUGAGCCGCAACAGAUCUGUCGAAUCACCUCUGGCGACCCAUCUCGAGGAACACUGGCAUUGGAGGGAGAUUUUGCGCCUUCCAAGGGAGCUCCCGUGCGGGUUUAUCAGCAACUUGCGAACACCCACUCUAGUCUUCUCUCACAAGAUGCCUCAACGCAGGGCGAAUCUGCGAUAUCACGGACUCGGUUCACGCUGAGCCUCGCCGUCUCGCCACCCGAGGCCGCAAAUAUGUCGCCAUCUGUCACAAGUGACGAUACAACUAUUGUUCUUGAGGACACAUUUCUGGCCGCGACAGAGAAUGGCUUGCUGAUUGAUCGUUAUAAAUGGCAGCUUGGGACUUUCCGAGAGCGUCCAUGGCUCUGCAGGGUGCCAGGUGCAGUAAUGAACAUGUGCUGGGGCUGA
Laetiporus sulphureus 93-53 is the source of this 1305-nucleotide messenger RNA. RefSeq lists its product as uncharacterized. Bases 1 to 1305 code for a protein of 434 amino acids. The record is from RefSeq and is a predicted model, not a curated record. Lineage: Eukaryota; Fungi; Basidiomycota; Agaricomycetes; Polyporales; Laetiporaceae. The transcript has 6 exons.